AUGUUAUGGGAGUGGCUGGUUAUGCCACAAGUGUUUCGCGCCGAGGGCAACCUCAACGAUGUCCAAGUUCACCUCCAACACCUGAAGCAAGUGUUUCAAGUUAUGCGGGACAACAAGUUGUAUGCGAAUCUCAAGAAAUGUGUCUUUUGUGCACCGGAGAUUCCGGUGUUAGGUUGCUAUGUGAGUAAAUCGGGAGUUCGAGCUGAUCCAGAGAAGGUGUCGUCCAUCUGUUCUUGGCCCACGCCCAAGAACCCUACGGACCUGCGCCAGUGGCUCGGCUUGGCUAAUUAUUUGCACAAGUAUACGAAGACUUAUGCUGGUUCUAUCCAGCCUUUGUCGUCACUCUUGAAGAAAGACGCCACGUGGUUGUGGCGUCCCGAGCACCAAGCAGUCUUCGAAGCAGUAAAGAAGAGCCUAGCGUCAGCGCCAGUCCUGGUCCUACCAGACGACUCCAAGCCGUUAUACGUGGUUUGCGAUGCCAGUGAUUCGCAAUCGGUUGUGUCCUCAUGCAAUUUGAUGAUGAGGGCCGUGAACGAGUCGUGA
Peronospora farinosa is the source of this 543-nucleotide messenger RNA. The record is from the annotation of a GenBank genome assembly. NCBI's taxonomy places the organism in Eukaryota, Oomycota, Peronosporomycetes, Peronosporales, Peronosporaceae.